CGCCCUCUCUUUAGUGAAAGUGUUUACCGUGCCAACGACCGGAUUGCUGGGAAUGGGAGCUUAGGGAGGGUUUUGGAAUCACAGGAUCGCUGCUUGCUGACAUUUCUACAAUGGCGUCGCCCUAUCCCUUCCACAAUAACCAAGCCGCCUAUGCUCGCUACAAUCCAGCACUCUACCCAGGUGGACUUGGCGGUAGUCCGACCGUUGGCCCCACCAACGCUCCCGGCAACGCUCCCACCACGCCAGCGGGGUACGGUCCACGACGACCGAGCGUGAGUCCUAUGAGGAACCCUAUCGAGGGUGGAGACACGAGCGGAGAGUACAACCCUCAGCACUACGGCCCUGUCGUGGCGAAUGGUACUGGUUCUUUUGCUCCUAGGCCUACCGGGGAGGAUGGUAUAGAGCCUUUGUUUCCUAGAUAAAAAUCACCACUUUCCCCCCAAAAAAUUUCAUUUCCUUAUUACCAUUUUCAUUACCACCCUUCCUCCUUUGGGGAGAGGGCAUCUUUUCUCACCUUUUCUAUUAUUUCCCCACCUUCCCUCCUCAUUUGUAGUUACUCGUAAUUCCCCUCCCCUUUCUGCCUUUCUUUCAUAUCCGUGAAUCUCUACUUCCAUGCCUCGCGUGCGCCGGACUGACGCCUCCGCAGCUCCACCACCGCCCUAUUCACCUCCGAGUGCCCAGCGACACCCAAACAACCCUAGAUUGCAGCUCAACCCCCCGCACCAGAGGCAGCAUUCAUGGCCUUACAACAGCCAGAAUACAACCCCCAUCUCACCACUGCAAGUCACUCCCUCAACCGCAACCUCGCGGGACUUCUCUCCGGUUUUCUCACAGCAAAACAGUGCCACCAGUACGGCCAAUACUACCCCCUUGUCUCCUUAUGCGCCCUUACUGCAGGAACAAUUGGGGUGGAAUGGCCCCACUCGCAGAAGAAAUUAUUCUCCUCCGGGGAUGGCUGGCGGACAGGGGUACGCACCUUCGGGCUUGCAGCAAGCGUCUUAUCCUUCUCCUGAUAUACCCCCACCUUCCAGUCCCAUCGCCGAUAGCGUUGGGCCAUCAUCCCGAGCCGGGAGUCGGCGACCAACCUUGCAUGAGGUGGUGCCGCCGCCGCCGCCCGGGCCACCCCCAGCCCAGAAUAAUUAUAUCCGAGACGGCUCACCGAUGGCUGCACAGGGUAGGAGAACGCAUAGCAUUAGUAGCCCGGCGCCUGCCGGACUCGGAAUUGGGAUGAGAUCGGGUUCCCGCUCGCCUCCAACGAUGUCUCUUCCGCCCGGAGCUGUGAGAGCCGAUUCUCUUUCUCGGAUACCCCCUCCUCCCCCUGGGCCCCCUCCACGAAGUGAAUCUGUACCGAGAAACGUCUACGCUCCGGCAUCCAUGAGGAACGAUUCCCAGAAUGGCGGUGCGAUCCCUCCCCCACCGCCCGGGCCACCGCCUAGAAACCCGAGCUUACCCAGAGUCAUGAGCCAAGGUCGAUCGGUUUCUUCUCCUGUGAUGAACCCCACUGUCAUGAGAAUGAGUAGCAGAUCCCCUCCCCAGCAACCAAGAGGGCUAUCGACUGAAAACAGCGGUUCGAAAUUUUACGAAUUAGCGCAGUCCGUUGCGCCAUCCGACUCAAGGGGUCUGCCCCCGGCUCCUCCCCCAAAGCGAAAGAUGGAAGGGGAAGAGAUGCCCCACAAGAAGAGCUCCCCAGGGCCAAGGAGUGGGGGUGAGGAAGGGUUAGGGAUCGCCUGGGAUCGGAGGCGACCGGAAGCAGAUAAUAAUCCCUGGCGCCAAACACCAGCUAGUCCAGUGGUGAGCUCAGCUGAGGAGAUGGUAGGGCAAAGGGACCGUGGAUUGAGCUUUAGCGCCCCGCAUGGCCAAUCUGUGACGGCGCCUCUUUUGAUCGAUUACGAAGGGGAGUCCCCUCCGCCCCCAGAAGCAACACCAAGACUUCCCUUCAGCGCAACUGGAGCUCCCUCUUUCUCCAUGGAUAAUAACAGGGUCAAGCGCAAGCCGAUACGUAUCACCUCACCACCAGCUAGUAGUUUUGAACCGCCAAAGCAGCUUCCUACACCCCCUCCUGGCGUUGAGAGGGAUUCCAAAUUCAGGCCGGUUUCACAUUUGCUACACCUGCCUAAUGCGGGGGGGCAACUCCAGCCCCCACUAAUCGAGGAGGAGGAGGAGGAGAUGAACGCAUUUUACCUAUCUGCGAUGGAGAGGCACAGGGAGAUGAUUCGGUUGGAGGCUACAGCGUCGACGGAUGAGGAGAGGGUGGGAUUGUGGUUGGAUUUUGUAUUGAAUGAGUGCAAGUUGAGGAAGGAACGGUAUUCCCGCGCUGUCGGGAAGAUGAGAUCGUCUCUUGCGACAAGAUUGGGUUCGGCAUUUUCGGAAGAAACGCGACAAAAUUUAUCACCAAUUUCACCGAUCAUGAAGGGUAUGGACGGAGAGGAUGUGGAAAUGGAGAAUACGCAGGAGGGCAGGGGGCGACCGGAAACGCAGUGGUGGGGGCAGCACCUGAACAGCGAUUCUUUCGAUAAUGGUAAUCCUGCGGGCACAGCCCUCGAAGCGAGAAUCAGGGACGAGGAGUCCUCGCGUGGACGGACGUCCUCGCGGUGGUGGGAGGCGAGCGCGGAGGGCGGAUCGGUUAGCGAUCACUUGGCUGUUCGCUCCGAUGGAAUGGGAGAUGAUGAGUUUGGCAUGGCACGGUCGAGUCACAGAUACACACGCACUCCUAGAGCGUCGCUUCGCGAGAUAGCUGAGCAUGUGACUACCCCGCGGAAUUCACAGUUCCCUGGCGAUCCUGCCGGUUAUGUUGGUAGUUCCGCAUACCCCCCGGAUAGGAAGACCAUGUCCAUGUCUCGUUCUCGAUCGCGACCCGCUCACUCGCAAUCCCGAACUCGCACCCCUGUCCGGCCAGUCAAGACGAAUCUCGAUAUUGCUCCCCUACUCACUCUACUUCCGCCUUACCCACGAGUCUACCCAGCAGUGAACAACGCUCACCCCCAACUUGCAGUGUUCCGGAAUCUUGUGCGAACACUGAAUGACCUGUCUUCCAUCACAGAGAUCAAAGCUGACUUUAACGCUGCCUCCUCAAUACGGAAGGAAACCUUCACCAUCGAGUCACUAAAGCGCCGAAACCAGCACUCAGAGUACAUCCAAUCCCUUUACAACACGCCCUCGGGCAAUAAGACCCAAAAGCGCCUCAGCUUCGACCAACUCGAAACCCUCAACACCGACUUCCAGAAUCGCGAAAACGUCCUCACCGAGGAGUCCCUCAAGUCUGAAUUUGACUUGUUCCAAUCCCAAGUCGUGGACGCCGUUCACACCGAACUGCAGGAGCGCAUCUCCGCCGCGUCAGCGGCCUACAACGACCUCGCCGCCGAGAUCAUCGCGAACGCGGACAACCCGCUCGGGGGACAGGAAGAAGGCGGCGACCAAGUCCCUGAACUCCUCGAAAAGCUGACAUGCCUGAAAUGGGUCUUUGAUGUGCGGGAGCAACUCCACCGCGAGGUCUUCGACCUGCUGUCGGAGCGCAACCGCCGUUAUAAGGAAGUGGUAAUAACCCCCUUCUUUGCCUCCCGUCUCGCCGACAAAAUUAGAGAAGCGGAAGACUUCUUCACAACAGACGAGAAUGCCCGCCGCCUUAAGGCCGACAAGGAAUCUCUCUCCCGAUACGAUGGCUUCCUAGACUUGGUGGAGAACCAAGUGGUCAAGGGUGUCGAAAAGCAAAUUUCGGUAUUCUGGGAGGUUGCGCCGCUGAUCAUGGAGUGCUUUGAAAAGAUCCCGACGGACCUGACGAACGUCCACCCCAUUGUCCCGCCGGAAGAGUACCAUGAAAACCCCGCUUAUCUUAGAGAGCCAUUGAGGUACCUCCAUUCGAAAAUAGAAAUGGCGGAGAAGUCGAUAUAUCAGUUUGUCGAGGGGCAGACAAAUUUGCUCUGCUUAUUACACGAGGUCAAGACUUUGAGCAUGGUUGCAGGAUGGAAAGUCCGCUUGCCGGGCCCGGAGAAUUCUAGGAUUCAGGAAGAACGCCGGGAGAAGGAGGAGGCGGUGCUCACGGAGGACUUGAAAGAGAAGGUGAAGAUGCUGGAGAGCGAAUGGAGGGAGAGUCUCGGGAACCUAUUUGAGGAGGUGAGGGGGAGAGUUAGCAGAUGGAUUGGUGAAGGGGAGACCACGGAGUAGUUUUUCCUCAUCGAUAGGAGAGUGUCAUACUAUAUUGGAAGAAGCGGGGGAGGAGGUGGAGCAAAACUUCUUUAUUGUGUGGUACCAAUAUUCAUGUACAUGUUUCCCUUCUGGCCUGAUACCAAUAUCAUUAUUUUUCUUUUAUUUCUUUCAUUUUCCCUUUUGUUCCUACUUUAUUCGAGUUUAUCAUGGUUACAUUUCUCUCAUUGUAUUUUACAUUCGCUUUUUUUCUUUCUCUUCCUUUAUCAUUAUCACUUUAUCUCAAUGGACAUGCAUAGAUGGGCGUAAUGUACUCUACACUCGCUUGGAGUUUUUUCAUUCUUCACUUUUUCUUCUUCCUCUUUUCGUCUGGACUGGGUUUAUUUUGGCCAAUUGAAUGACGGUGUAUAUAGAUGGGGGAGUGGGGGAGUGGGGGGGAAUCGAAUCAUUGAUACCCAUCACUUUCACAUCCUCAGUGUACCUCGUAAAGCAUUUUUCCUGCCAUUACAUAUUCACAAAUGAUAAAAUGAUUGUUCAAGGAACCAUUAUUAUUCUUCCCA
Messenger RNA from Tuber melanosporum (Perigord truffle), 4700 nucleotides. RefSeq lists its product as uncharacterized. The transcript has a single exon. The record is from RefSeq and is a predicted model, not a curated record. Gene Ontology annotation, biological process: actin filament polymerization. Gene Ontology annotation, molecular function: actin binding; microtubule binding. Gene Ontology annotation, cellular component: cytoplasm; actin filament. NCBI's taxonomy places the organism in Eukaryota, Fungi, Ascomycota, Pezizomycetes, Pezizales, Tuberaceae. Bases 613 to 4161 code for a protein of 1182 amino acids.